Messenger RNA from Staurois parvus, 279 nucleotides. The record is from the annotation of a GenBank genome assembly. Lineage: Eukaryota; Metazoa; Chordata; Amphibia; Anura; Ranidae.
UCGUUGGUGUCAGUGGGGGGAGGAAUAGUGCCCCAUUGUUGGUGUCAGUGGGGGAGGAAUAGUGCCCCAUCAUUGGUGUCAGUUGGGGGGAGGAAUAGUGCCCCAUCGUUGGUGUCAGUGGGGGGAGGAAUAGUGCCCCAUCAUUGGUGUCAGUGUGGGAGGAAUAGUGCCCCAUCGUUGGUGUUAGUGGGGGGGAGGAAUACUGCCCCAUCGUUGGUGUCAGUGGGGGGAGGAAUAGUGCCCGAUCAUUGGUGUCAGUGUAGGAGGAAUAGUGCCCCA